GGUCUUGCGUUGUAACGACGUUCUAUACGUUGGUGGAUUUGUGUGGCGUGUGGCACUAAUUCAAUUCUUCGGCUUGACGUGUUUUUUCUUUUAAACUCUUCAUUUAAACUCUUUCGUAUUGGAAUAUAUCGUCGUAAUUUUAGCCGUGUUAUUUAUCGCAUUAUUACCAAUAUAAUUAAUACAAAUACAUAUGAAUGUAUAUGAAAAACAACAAACGUGUAAACGGAAUAUAAUAUUUAAAAUUGUGGAAAAAAGUGAUAUGUAUAUGUACAUAAUUGUAAAAAAGUACAAAAUAAAAAGAAAAAAGGCAAAUAUGUAUUAAGAUAAAAUUAAAUAAUACUUAUACAAUCAUACACCAUAUUAACAUACAAAGUUAAUAAAAAUUAACAAAAUAUUAAAUAAUAAUAAAAACAAACAAAAAAACAAAAAAAGUUAAAAUAUUUACAUAGUUCAAUACUUAUCGAGUGUCGGAAAAGCGUUUCCAUCAUUUAUUGUUGGAAUACACGGCGCUAACAGCAAUAAUUGGAAUUUUAUAUUUAACACUUGGAUUAAAAACCGCCAAAAUUGUGGAGGCACUUAAAAUGAAGACUGAGCUGCGUUCCUGCGCAGCGUGUGGGGAACCAAUCUCGGAUAGAUUCUAUUUAGAGGUUGGUGGCUGUUCGUGGCAUGCUAACUGCCUUCGGUGUUGCAUGUGUAUGUGUCCCUUGGAUCGUCAACAGUCAUGUUUUAUACGUGAAAGACAAGUUUAUUGUAAGGCUGAUUACAGCAAAAACUUUGGUGCAAAAUGUUCAAAAUGCUGCCGUGGUAUUUCAGCUUCCGACUGGGUGCGGCGAGCCCGUGAUUUAGUUUUCCACUUAGCCUGCUUUGCUUGUGAUCAAUGUGGUCGACAGCUAUCGACAGGUGAACAGUUUGCGCUCAUGGAAGAUCGAGUACUGUGUAAAGCCCAUUAUUUGGAAACAGUUGAAGGAGGUACUACAUCAAGUGAUGAUGGCUGUGAUGGUGAUGGUUAUCAUAAGAGCAAAACGAAACGUGUUCGUACUACAUUCACAGAAGAACAAUUGCAAGUGUUACAGGCCAAUUUUCAAAUUGACAGCAAUCCAGAUGGACAGGAUUUGGAAAGAAUUGCCUCGGUGACGGGUCUGAGUAAACGUGUGACGCAAGUUUGGUUUCAAAAUUCGCGAGCACGUCAGAAAAAACACAUACAUGCUGGUAAGAAUAAAAUGCGAGAACCUGAAGGUAACUCUUUUGCCCGCCAUAUUAACCUGCAGCUGACGUAUUCAUUUCAGAAUAACGGUCAAAAUCCCAUGCAAAUGAACGGCAAUAAAACGGGAUUAUAUCCGCCACAUGAAUCUUCAAUGGAUGAAUUAUCACAAGAUUCCAGUGUGCAUUGUAUGCAAAGUGAAGUGUGACUUAUUGAUUCUUUUAAACCCCAUUAGAGCAAUUAUUUAUUUCCUUUUGUUUGCAAAAACAAUUACUAAAUAUUUAAAAUAUUUUAAGGAGACAAAAACAAAAAAUAUAAAUAACGUCCUAAACCUAGUCAAAAUUGCAAAAAAAAAUCGUCCAAUUCUUAAGAAUACUAGAAAUCAAUUUAUCGCACAAAAUUCUAUAAUUCAUCAAAAAACUAAAAUCACUCCAACAUCUUGCUCAAAUUUUCUAUUUAUUUUAUUUCUUCUUGAUAAGAUUAGGUACAUACAUGUAAAUUAUAACAGUGAAGUGCAAAAGAAAACUAUAUAUAAUUUUUUAUGGAAUGGAAAUUUGCAAAUAAGAAAAGUAAUUCAAAAGCAAAACUAGUAAAAUUAUUUAUAUAAAUUAAUUCAGUUAAGUUUUUAUUAAAAUUAAUUAAUUAUGUACAUACACUAAUAAAAACAUAUACAUACAAACAUACGAGGCACAUUGACAUUUUUAUGUAUACAAACCGAUUCGACUUUUACAAUUUUUUUUCGAAUUCAAUGAAAAGAAUUGGAAUUUUAAAAAUAUUCCAGCAAAAUCUUUACUAACCCGGUAAGCAGUUAGUAAUAUUGGAGCAAAGUGUAAUUUCACUCAGUUAUUUUAUCCCGAUUUUUUUAAUGGUUUUAAUACAAAUGUAAAAAUCAAUAGUUACUUUUCAAAAAACUUUUAAUAUCGAUUAGGUUUAAAAACACUGUCUAAUUUCUAAUAAUGUUUAUUCAAUCUCGGCCAAAACAGCUGAAUUUAUUUAUAUAUUCCUGGAAUAAAAUAAAUUUCUUGGUUAUAAAGAAAAGGAAACAUAUAAAAGUAUCCCAGCAUAAACUUACAUUGAAAAAUAAAAAGUUUAAACGCUAAUAAAACCACUCUCUCAUCGGUAUUCUAACACUGCGAUGUCAUUGGAGGCUAAUACUUACAAUGCUUACUUACAAAGAGGAAGUAGUUUUGUUUAAAUAAACAAAAAAAGUAAGCAGUUGAAUAAGUAAAUUACCAAGAUUUGGCUAGGAUGUAUUGCAUUUGUGCCUAAAUACCAUCCUAUGUAUGUAUGUGCAAACACCAACAGACAGACAGACAGACAGACAGACUGACUGACAUGAACACACACAUAUUUAAUUUAGAUAAACAAUUUGUAUUCAUGUAAUUUACUAGACUACAAUUCCAUAUAAUUUUAAGAGAGAGAAAAAAAUAAAAGUUGUUAUUGUUUAUUCCUUGUUUUUUUAUAUUAUUGUAAUUUUCUUUUAUUUAAAAAUUAAGUUAAGUAUAAAUAAC
Molecule: messenger RNA, 2712 nt
Organism: Lucilia cuprina (Australian sheep blowfly)
Lineage: Eukaryota; Metazoa; Arthropoda; Insecta; Diptera; Calliphoridae
Gene: Awh
Product: LIM/homeobox protein Awh
Exons: 6
Coding region: 582-1409 (275 amino acids)
Biological process (GO): neuron differentiation; regulation of transcription by RNA polymerase II
Cellular component (GO): nucleus
Molecular function (GO): RNA polymerase II transcription regulatory region sequence-specific DNA binding; DNA-binding transcription factor activity, RNA polymerase II-specific
Source: RefSeq, a predicted model, not a curated record